GAAGCAGAGGUAAGAGGAACAAUAUCUUAGAUGAGCCUCGUUGUAUGCUAUGGUGGAUAUCCUUCAUCGAAUCAUGUCUGUGUCUAUGCAGAUGUUGGCCAUCUUGGUGUUGAUUAUCAGCCUUUACAGAGAUACUUGGCAAGUCAAUGGGCAGAUAUGUAAUACUCCAGACUGGAUAGACUAUGGUGAUUCACAGUACCUCAUCGUUAACACUCAGAGGACGUGGUCUGAUGCGAGGACCUACUGCCAAGACAACGGUGGAGAUCUUGCAGUUAUAAGUUCCCAUGAACAAACUGCUUUUCUCGUCACCUACACGUUGAAAUCUACUGAUGGAUGGAACUACUGGAUAGGACUUCAUGACUCAGACGGUGAUGGACAGUUCACGUGGAUUGACGACACACAACCACAGUACUCGAACUGGUCCCCUUCACAACCGUCAAGUAGCCAUGAAUGUGUCCGCAUGAGAACUUCAUACAGCGUUGUAAAUCAAGGGAAAUGGCAAACAAGUUCCUGCUCAAAUACCCGCGUCCACAUAUGUCAACGUCCAAAAGGCAAUUAUAUUAAUAUUUAUUUGGCCAAUGCAACGGUAACCUCAGCGGUGAUCGACAUCUUCUUCUAA
Messenger RNA from Strongylocentrotus purpuratus (purple sea urchin), 619 nucleotides. Its product is annotated as snaclec CTL-Eoc124-like. The transcript has 4 exons. NCBI's taxonomy places the organism in Eukaryota, Metazoa, Echinodermata, Echinoidea, Camarodonta, Strongylocentrotidae. Bases 50 to 619 code for a protein of 189 amino acids. The record is from RefSeq and is a predicted model, not a curated record.